This is a messenger RNA of Candida albicans SC5314, 1956 nucleotides long. It is a transcript of the gene BMT7, whose product is annotated as Bmt7p. NCBI's taxonomy places the organism in Eukaryota, Fungi, Ascomycota, Pichiomycetes, Serinales, Debaryomycetaceae. Bases 1 to 1956 code for a protein of 651 amino acids. The record is from RefSeq and is a predicted model, not a curated record. Gene Ontology annotation, molecular function: mannosyltransferase activity. The transcript has a single exon.
AUGAAACUAGAAAUGAGUUCAUAUUUGCACAAAGUUCCCAACACCGGUAUCACAAAUCUAUCAAACCUGAAACUGAUAGUCUUCAUAAUGUUCUGUGCAACACUACUAUUUAUUAUAACAUCGAGUCGAUAUUUGACUGGAUCAGAGUCUCUCGGACAAAUACCAAGUGAAAUUCCAAAAUCGUCGGAGCAAUUGAAUGAAGAGCUCUCACAACAAAUCAAUUCUAAAUUACACAAAUUGGCAUCAUUUGAUAAGUUCAAUUCAUUCCCAUUGCUAAAUAAACAUAUGAAAGAUGAUAUUUAUGGGUUAAUGACAUUAGAAACUUUUACUGAUCCACUUCCGUACCUUGAGAAUUACAAUGAAGAAGAGUAUUCACAACAGAACUAUCCUAUUUGUUCGGAAAAGUUAAUGUUUCCAAGUAAAAUCAAACUCACAAAACAACAGUAUUUACCAGCAGAUUUGCAACAGUUUUUGGGAGUUUUGAAUAAUAUGAGACCUUAUCACGAUAUGGUUGAAAAGGCCAAAGCAUAUUUUAUCUCUGAUUUACGAGAAGAAAAGAAAUGGUUCAGAUUUGCUGGAUCAUCAAUAUGGCUACCACAAUUUCAAUGCCAUUACAUGGUUAGUCGUUAUUUAUAUUCACCUAAUGGAGUGGCAAAUCACGCAUUUGCCAGUUUUUUGUAUAUCCAGUUGUUUGAUUCUGAUUGGAAAGAACUACCAUCACAUACUACAUUGGAUAUCCCGUUUGAACAAACAGAAGCGAACUCUAUAUUCAAAAUUUUCAAGCCAAAACAGAAAUAUGCAAACUUUCGAAAUUCAACAUACCCUCAAAUCUUGCCUAUUCCGUUUGAUUAUAAAUUGCCCAUAGAAACAAAAAAAUAUUACUAUGGUCCGGAAGAUCCAAGAAUAUUAUUACGAUCGAAUCCGUUGGGGUUUGAUGAACCUUUGAUUGUAUUUAAUAUGAAGGGGUUAAAGUUAACCAAGCGAGUAAUGUAUUCUUAUCUACCAUUUUCAAACACUUUGAAACUUUUGAAAAAAAGACGAGAGCCUUUUGCUAAUAUAGAAAAGAAUUGGACUCCUUUCAAAAGUGUGGCACAGCCAAGUAAAACCCAAACGACUAUACAUUUUAUUUAUUCGAUGAUCCCGUUAGAAGUAUUAGCAUGCGAUAUUGAUUCAGGACUUUGUGAUAUUUUACAAAAGCCAGCUAAACAUGACUUUAAUUAUGUUGGUGGAUUACGAGGCGGAACUCAGUUGGUUUCAUUGCCUUUGAAUGAAACUAUCCCUAGUGAAAUUAGAGCCAAGUUGCCAAUACCAAAAAACAGGCAAGUUUAUAUUGGGUGGGCUAGAACUCACUUGAACAAUUGCGGAUGUGGUGAUUCAAUGUAUCGACCAAACUUUAUAACUUUGGUUGAAGACUACGAUGAUGUAACUGAUAAGUAUUACUACAAGAUUGGAGAUAUUUCCGGAUAUUUUGAUUUUGCCGCAAAGAUCGAACCUUGGUCCAAACAAGUUUUGGACGAAGAAGGAAAUUUAUACGAAAAGGCUGAACAGUGCCAAGGACGAAAUGUACUUAUACCCAAUUCCAUUGCUUAUUGGGAUGUUGGAUCAAUUAAACUUGCGGGUACUGAAUAUCAGAAACACGAUUUCAAAGACAUGUUUUCCAGUGGAAAAGUGUCAGAUUUUAAUGCCAAUGAAAUCGUCUUUAAUGAUUAUAUGGGCGUAACAUUAUCUUCAGCAGAUAGAGAUGUGAGCAUUGUUCAUGUGAAAGGAUUAUUAAACUAUAUUUUACAAUUGCCCAGUUUAGUUGAUGACUCAUUGGUUAUUAACAAAGAAUGGACAUUCCAAAAGAAAGGGCAUGAUUUAAAUGUUAGGUGUGCUAUGAUUGCUAGUAAAGAGUACUGUAAAUCUUAUGCAAUAAAACAAGGAGUGAAGAUAGAUGAAAAAUCUGAGGAAACCUGA